Molecule: messenger RNA, 255 nt
Organism: Gastrolobium bilobum
Lineage: Eukaryota; Viridiplantae; Streptophyta; Magnoliopsida; Fabales; Fabaceae
Product: polcalcin Ole e 3
Exons: 1
Coding region: 1-255 (84 amino acids)
Molecular function (GO): calcium ion binding
Source: RefSeq, a predicted model, not a curated record
AUGGCUGAUGAUCCACAAGAUGUAGCUGACAGGGAUCGCAUUUUCAAGAGUUUUGAUGCCAAUGGUGAUGGCAAAAUCUCUUCACAAGAGCUUGGUGAUGCACUGAAAACACUUGGAUCAGUGACACCUGAAGAAGUGCAACAGAUGAUAGCCGAGAUUGAUGCAGAUGGGGAUGGCUUCAUUUCAUACGAGGAGUUCACAGAUUUUGCAAGAGCCAACCGUGGCCUAGUGAAGGAUGUUGCCAAGAUUUUUUGA